Molecule: messenger RNA, 2033 nt
Organism: Xenopus laevis (African clawed frog)
Lineage: Eukaryota; Metazoa; Chordata; Amphibia; Anura; Pipidae
Gene: klf11.L
Product: Kruppel-like factor 11 L homeolog
Biological process (GO): regulation of transcription by RNA polymerase II
Cellular component (GO): nucleus
Molecular function (GO): DNA-binding transcription factor activity, RNA polymerase II-specific; RNA polymerase II cis-regulatory region sequence-specific DNA binding
Source: RefSeq, marked provisional
UGACGAGCUACAUCCCCAAUGCAAAGAAGGGGAAGCUUGUUAUUGCUCAUCAGCAGCCUGGCUCGGGCGGGCGGUACCGGGACCUGCUGCUCCAUUGCCAGCCUUUGUUACAGAGCAGGAGUGUGUGAGCCAGUGAUUACUGUCUGACAGAGCCCACAAUGCUGACUGUGUCCAGUGCCGACAUGCACGACUCGGUGGAUUUCAUGGAUAUCUGCGAGUCCAUCCUGGAAAGGAAGAGGCAUGACAGUGAGAGGUCCACGUGCAGCACUUUAGAGCAGAAUGAUUUUGAAGCUGUGGAAACGCUGGUGUGCAUGAGUUCCUGGGGACAGCGGUCGCAUAAAGGAGAGGUGCUCAAGAUGAGGCCUUUAACUCCUGCCUCGGACUCGUCCGACUUCAUCAUGCAUUGCGACUCCGCACAGCAGCUGCCCAAAGAUUAUCAUUCCAUCUCUAUGCUGUGUAUGACCCCACCACGCAGCCCUGAGUUUGCAGAAUCUUGCACUACGCUCCCACCUGCCUCCCAUGUGACAUAUUCCAAGCCAGUAACUGUCAUGGCAAGCAGUUUUGUCUGUUCAGUCAGCUCUUCGAGUGUGGACAAGCCCCUGGUUUCAAGCAUCCCCAGACCACCUUCUCCGGUGGUGGAAGUAUCAAAGCCAUGCAGAGCAAUGGCCACCAGCGUGAUACGCCACACAGCCGACAGCUCUCCUUUCUGUCACAUACCCGAGGCACCAGCACGAGCCAAAGCACCAGCAUCUAAAUGUACUGCCGAAAAAAAGAAACAUACAUCUGAUCAUUCCAAACCUCCCGAAGAAGCACCAGCCCCCCAGAACCUUUCCCGCACACUUCAUCACCCACAGCCCAAACACCCGUGUACCAGCAAUACAGGAGGCAGCCAGCAGCCAAUGUCCUUUGAAAGUGAUCAGUCUAAGGAGGCCAACCAGUUGCUUCCCAUUUCUGUUCCUAUGUCCAGCUCCCCGGUGCUCUGUCAGAUGAUUCCAGUUACUGGCCAGCCAGGCGUUAUUUCUGCCUUUAUUAAGCCUCCUUCCCAGCCCAUUUGUAAUACAAUAAAGCCUAUUCUCCCUCAUUCUUCCCCUGUCUCUCAGCCAGUGCUCAUGGGAGCUCCAGUAUCUCAGGGUGCUUUAAUGCUUGUGCUUCCUCAGGCUCCCAUCUCCCAGUCCCCCCAACAGUGUCCACAGACUCUCAUGGCUGUAGGUAACACCAAGCUACUCCCUCUCGCUCCUGCCCCUGUUUUUAUUGCUUCGGGACAGAGCUGCCCCCCUCAAAUGGACUUCUCUAGAAGGCGCAACUAUGUCUGCAACUUCACUGGGUGCAGGAAGACCUACUUUAAAAGUUCCCACCUAAAGGCACACCUUCGCACACACACAGGGGAAAAGCCUUUCAGCUGUAACUGGGAAGGAUGCGAUAAGAAAUUUGCUCGCUCUGACGAACUUUCCAGGCACAGAAGAACUCACACCGGGGAAAAGAAAUUUGCCUGCCCCGUGUGCGACCGCAGGUUUAUGCGCAGUGAUCACCUUACGAAGCAUGCCCGGCGGCACAUGACCACCAAGAAAGUGCCCACCUGGCAAGCAGAAGUUGGGAAACUGAACAGAAUCUCUGCGUCGGACAAAAUACAAAGCUCCGGGCCAUCACUCAGCAUGUUGGUGGCUAUGCCCCCUCCUGUUUAAAACUGUGUGAGCCAAUUGAAAGCUCCGACUCUCUGAAGCUCCAAAGACUUCAGCUAUACCCACCAAUGCCCUGGUUCCCUUCCAGUAAAACUCUGUGUGACACAACUUCUAAACAAUGCAAGUUUAUUGUGUUUUGCUAACCUUACUGACAAUAGCACCACAUCUUGUCCUGGCAAUAAGCAAAGACUUUCUUUCCAGCAAGCCUGCUCCACCCAGCGUGGACACCUUUAUCUGCUUCCUUGACUUUUUACAUUAUUAUGAGCAGAAAUCACAUAUGAAUGAAUAUAUAUAUACAUUCAUUUCAGGCAUUGAGCCAGGGCAUGUUUAUAAGGGAAGCAAAAAAAAAAAAAA